Fomitopsis serialis is the source of this 1420-nucleotide messenger RNA. Its product is annotated as methyltransferase-domain-containing protein. Bases 37 to 1233 code for a protein of 398 amino acids. Gene Ontology annotation, biological process: rRNA methylation; ribosomal large subunit biogenesis. NCBI's taxonomy places the organism in Eukaryota, Fungi, Basidiomycota, Agaricomycetes, Polyporales, Fomitopsidaceae. Gene Ontology annotation, cellular component: nucleolus. The record is from RefSeq and is a predicted model, not a curated record. Gene Ontology annotation, molecular function: rRNA (adenine) methyltransferase activity. The transcript has 7 exons.
CUCUGUUCUCGCUCGUCUCGCCUUGGCUUUCUUGCGAUGCCGCUGUUUGAUGUCCCAGGUUGGACUGUGCCUGAUGCACCGGUCUCGAUGUCGCAGAAUGCCAAAAAGCGCAAGCGACCCUCAGAUAGCGAUGCUAAGCUUGAAACCGCGCACAUUAACUUUGAGAAGCUCAUGGAGAAACUGGAGGCAAGCAAUGCUACUUCUCGGCCGGACAAGAAGCAGAAGAUCAAGGAAAAGAAGAGCAGGAAAGGUGCAGCCGGCUUAGUGAGCUCUACAAAACCACCUCGAGUGGAGGGUAGCGGUGUAGGCAAGAAGGGCAAGAAGGAUAAACGGGAGCAGAAGGCUAGGGGAGAGGAGGCCCGAGCCUCUGAGUCGAAGGUUACGGGCUCCGAGCAGCAGAGGUCUGCCGUCCGCUCUGAUUACGCAUCUCCAAAGAGAACGAUCAAGACCAAGCAGCGCGAUAAUCCUACGUCGCCGAUCGCCCAUGGGGAUGUUGCGGGUCCCAGCAAGCAGCAAGACCAGCAACAGCAGAAGUUGACUAAGCUCCAAGCUGGACUGAAGAAUAGCCUAGAUGGUGCACGCUUCCGGUGGAUUAAUGAGGUCCUGUACAAGUCCGACAGUGAACAUGCGCACGAUAUGAUGCGUGAGAAUCCUAAGGUUUACGAGGAGUAUCAUACAGGGUUUCGACACCAAGUCCAAUCAUGGCCAACUAAUCCCGUGGCCCACUACACCUCCGACUACGUCAUCGCAGAUCUUGGGUGUGGCGACGCAGCGCUCGCUCGUGCGCUUGUGCCAAAGGGUUUCACCGUCCUGUCCUUCGACCUCGUAUCAAACGACGCAUACGUCAUUGAGGCGGAUACAUGUGGACGACUCCCGCUACCUGGUGGAGACGCUGUUAACGAAGGCCGAGCCGGCGUGGUCGACGUCGUGGUCUGUGCUCUGAGUUUGAUGGGCACGAACUGGCCUAAUAGCAUCCGCGAGGCGUGGCGCGUUCUCCGACCAAACGGCGAACUGAAGAUAGCGGAGGUGGCGAGCCGAUUUACCAACCAAGACGAGUUUGUCUCAUACAUAUGUUCAUUUGGCUUCCGUCUAAAGACGAAGGAUGACAGCAACACACAUUUCACUCUAUUCGAUUUCAAAAGGGUGGCACGGAAGUCCAAGGGGGAGAAGGAAUGGGAGAAGUUACUAUGCCGCGGCAGUAUUCUGAAGCCAUGUGAAUACAAACGGAGAUGACCGUGGCAGGCUGGUGUCUCUGUUCCAGAAACGUGGCACAUUAGGAGCAUUCUCGAGGAGCAUUCUGACCUCAUGUUGAUUCAGUCCCUGCAGGUGUCACGGCCCACAUCCUUGACCACCCUAGAACUGUAAAGCAAACCUCGUUACAAACAGACUGCCAAACGUUAAGGACAUGCCAUUCUGACUG